AUGCGUUCACCGAAUUCUCGUAAGCCAUCUUAUGUGGCGCUUGUUGAGAAGAUCGAAUUGCAUGUGGAGAAGAACGAGGUGAAGGUGCGUGUUCUAUGGUACUACCGUCCUAAUGACUUGUAUCACGGUAGGAAAAAAUUCUAUGGAGAGAGAGAGCUCCUCUUGUCUGACCACGAUGAUGUUCAGAGUGUGGAAACUAUUGAAGGCAAAUGCAUCGUUCACACCCUUGACGACUUUAUGAAACUUAAAUGCAUUAGAGAGCAUGAUUACUAUUGGAGGUUGGAGUAUAAGGUUCAUAGCGCCGUUUAUGUCCCUGAGAGCGCUGAGGUGUACUGCUUAUGUUAUCAACCGCAUAAUCCGGAUGUAUUGAUGGUGGAAUGUGAGAAGUGCAAUGACUGGUUUCACUCGAAAUGCAUAGGCAUGACGGAUGAAGAAGUCAAGAAGAUGGAACACUACUUCUGUUCUGCAUGCAACAGCCGUGAUGAAGAGGUUAAUGGUGACGAGGUUGAUGAUGAUGAGGUUAAUGAUGUUGAGGUGGCAGCACCAAAACGCAGAAGAACAGGAUGA
Molecule: messenger RNA, 567 nt
Organism: Microthlaspi erraticum
Lineage: Eukaryota; Viridiplantae; Streptophyta; Magnoliopsida; Brassicales; Brassicaceae
Source: the annotation of a GenBank genome assembly